CCCUGUUUGGUGAUCGCUUAGCCUUCACCUUUAUCCUCACUAGCCGAGCAUCGGACGGACAGACAGACAGACCUAGCAGAGAAAGGGGACGUGUGCGUGGCCCACGUCAUCCUCCCGAUCCAUCCAUCCUCACUCUGGCUCACAGCUCAGCCUGCUAACCCUGCUGACCGUGCUGACUCUUUCUUGAUCAUCAUCCUCGUUCAACAUGCCGGUGGUGGAUUUUUCGGAAUUCCCUUCGCUCACUCAGCUCAGAGCGUUGAAGGUGGUGGAUUUGAAGGCCAAGCUCGUUUCCUUGGAUCUGGGAACGCAAGGUUUGAAGGCGGAUCUGGUCAAUCGUUUGAAUGAAUACUACGUGACCAAGCGACACGAGGCCGAAGCCGCAGCCGCAGCGGCCGAAGCCGCAGCCGUUCCCGAAGAGCCAGCCUCCAUGCCUCAUGCGGAUGAACAGCCCGCUCAAGAGGAUGCGGCCGUCGCACCCGAAGAGCCAGUCCAACCAUGUCUGGAUUCGCCUCCAGCACCGCCCAACGUGGAAGAACCCGCACCCACGGAAGAGCCGCCGCCGCCGCCGCACGUGCCCGUGGUUGAAGCUUCGCCCGUUAAUGUUGAACACACUCAGGCACUCAGCAUGCCCUCGGCCACGAUGCCAGAUGAGCCGCGCAUGGUAGAAACCACGCCCACGCCACAAGUGGAAAGUGCCGCUCAUGAUCAGCCCACCAUGGCCCAACCUUAUACCGAUCCGGAGCCGGUGAAAUCGGCGAUGGCAGCGGAUACAGAGCGCCCAGUCCCUGUCGAAGAACCCGCCGAGCACAUUCCCACCAUGACGGCCGAGGAUGUCCACGUGCAGGAUGUGCCACCUCAAAAUGUCCAAGUGGCAGAGCCCAGCCAGGUGUCUCGGUUGUUACCCAACCAGGCAGAGCCCGAGGCAGAGCCCGAGGCAGAGCCCGAGGCAGAGCCCGAGGCAGAGCCCGAGGCAGAGCCCGAGGCAGAGCCCGAGGCAGAGCCCGAGGCAAAGCCGGACGAAUCCGUAGCUCCCGGUCAAGAAGUCCCGGUUGAAACGCCCAUGGAUAUCUCCCUGUCGGUGGAAAAGACGGAACCGGCACCGUCUCCUCCAACUGAACCUGCCUCCAACGAGACUUCCGUUGUGAAGUCCAUUCCCGCCCCCAGACCGUCUCAUUUGGCCAAGAUAGUGAUCCCAUCGUCGGGUGUGAUCAAAGAGGCCACCCCUAUCGUGCGAAAGCCGCAAAUGGCCCCCCACAAUCCAUAUUGCACGCCUGACGAUUUAGAAGAUGAAGCCACUCCGGCCGGCCCGAAAACCGGUCCUGUCCCUCUCAUGUCUUUGAGUAUUGAUCGACCCGGGGACAAGAAGAAACCCGAAGACAGUGUCAGUGCUAUGGCCAAUGUGCCCAUUCCCAAGGCUUUAGAAGAGGCCUUAGCUUAUAAGCAGGAAAGAGCCUUUCAAUUGGGAGUGAAUCCAGCCGACAUAGAAAGACUCGAGAGCGAAGGUAUUGCCGAUCAAGCCAAACCCGUGGAGGAAGUAUCUCGCUCGUUUAGACCGCAAACCGUCAGGGAUCCGAAUCCCGUGUCUCUGGUCGAAGAUGUGGAUUUUGAUGAGCGGAAAGACAAAGGGAAACGCCAAAAGAAGAAGAAGAAACGGAAGAAGAACCGCCCCGAAGAAUGGGCCAGACAAGCUGCAGAGGCUGAGCGGAAGAAGAAAGCUGAAGAAGAGCUCAAGCACGAACCCGAGGUGGAAGUCGAGUACAUCCAAGAGAAGCCUGAUCUUGACCCCGCCGACCCUAUGUACAGAACUUUCAGCAAGAUCUUUGAUGCAUUCAAGAUCCAGGAAGAUGACAAACCCGAAGAUGAUUUGGACAAGAAGAAAGAAGAGGCCCCGGAGGAACUGACAAAAGUGCCCAAGCUCUUGGAAGAAGAUGACAUGAUUGAACAGAAAGAUCCCGACGACGAUGACAAGCCUAAAUUGUCCAAGCGCAAACUGAAGAAGCUCAACCGAUUGUCCGUGGCCGAACUGAAACAACUUGUCCCCCGGCCGGAUGUGGUGGAGAUGCACGAUGUGACGGCGAGAGACCCGAGACUACUGGUGCACCUCAAGUCCACUCGGAAUACGGUCCCAGUGCCCAGGCAUUGGUGUUUCAAGCGCAAGUAUUUGCAGGGCAAGCGAGGCAUCGAAAAGCCGCCUUUCGACUUGCCGGAUUUCAUCAAGAAAACCGGAAUCAUGGAGAUGCGAGCAGCUCUGCAAGAGAAAGAAGAUUCCAAGACCAUGAAAACCAAGAUGCGCGAGAAAGUGAGGCCCAAGUUGGGCAAGAUCGAUAUCGACUACCAGAAGCUGCACGACGCCUUCUUCAAAUGGCAAUCCAAACCCAGAAUGACCAUGCACGGAGAUCUUUACUACGAAGGCAAGGAAUUCGAGAUCAGAUUGAAGGAGAAGAAACCGGGCGAUCUCACUGACGAACUGAGAACCGCUUUAGGAAUGCCGGUGGGCCCAAACGCUCACAAGGUCCCACCCCCGUGGCUUAUUGCCAUGCAAAGGUAUGGUCCACCUCCAUCCUACCCCAACCUCAAGAUACCUGGGCUCAACGCUGCCAUUCCGGAGAGUUGCUCUUUCGGCUAUCACGCGGGGGGUUGGGGUAAGCCUCCGGUGGACGAGUCCGGUAAACCUCUCUAUGGAGAUGUGUUCGGCACGGCGGAUGCGGCCUAUAAUCAAGCCCUACCCGUGGAAGAAAUUGACACGUCACUCUGGGGUGAGCUAGAAUCCGAGUCUGAAGAGGAGGAGGAAGAGAGCGAGGAAGAGGAGGAGGAAGAAGAAGCCGAAGAGCCCGCAGAAAGCGGCCUCCAAACCCCUGUUGUCGAUGCUGGUCAAGCUACUCCGUCUGGCCUGUCUUCGGUCGGCGCAGGUUUAGGAAUGGAGACCCCCGAAUUGGUCGAUCUACGAAAGAAGAGGAUUGAAGCAGAAAUGGAAGGGGGAGAAACGCCCAAUUUGUACACCGUCAUCCCUGAGAAACGAAAUGACCGGAUUGGCACCAGUAUGAUGGGCUCCACCCACACCUACGAUAUCACCAAGGCCAAUCAGCCCAGUGCUGGAUCGGGUCGGGCCCCUGGGUUCAUGGACAGCGGGGGCGUCGAAUUGGCCCUCAACCCCGAGGAAGUCGAGCUCAUGGACACGGACGCCAUGCAAGCUCGGGCCGAAGCCGCUCUCCGAGAGAAACAAGCCGCUUUAGCUCAAGAAGAUCUCUCUGACAUGGUAGCCGAACAUGCUGCCAAGCAAACCCACAAACGGAAACGACAGGGGGCCAAGGAAGACGGAAAGACUGGCGGGAAGAAGUACAAGGAGUUCAAGUUCUGAUGAAAUCGUGAUCAGCACGAGCACUUGAAUUGAAAAUAAAAUUAUUCCAGCUUAAGUCUCAGUAGGCAUAUGUGAGAAAGUAUUCAAGGUUGUGUUAAUAAGAACAUGUUUUUCUUCA
Messenger RNA from Tigriopus californicus, 3476 nucleotides. Its product is annotated as splicing factor 3B subunit 2-like. The transcript is spliced from 2 exons. Gene Ontology annotation, biological process: mRNA splicing, via spliceosome. The record is from RefSeq and is a predicted model, not a curated record. NCBI's taxonomy places the organism in Eukaryota, Metazoa, Arthropoda, Copepoda, Harpacticoida, Harpacticidae. Gene Ontology annotation, cellular component: catalytic step 2 spliceosome; U2-type spliceosomal complex; U12-type spliceosomal complex. The coding region runs from base 206 to 3358 and encodes 1050 amino acids.